UUUAAUUGUGUUUUAAGGCAACAAAUGAACCACAAAUCGAUUACUAUCUGUUGUCAGUUCACGAGGACAGGGAUACAGCACUUCUAUCGCUUCUCAGAUGUUUUCUUCAAUGCGCUCCACAAAUGGUCCUUCAAUUGUAUUUAUUAAACAAAUCUCAGCACAAUUUUAAUAUAUCUAAAGAAUACGUCCAAAUGUCAGCUAUAAUAACAUCGUUGUUGUCGAUGAGCUGGUCUUUAGCACAAUAUAAUAGAGCUCUGAGAAGGGUUUCAAAUGACAAACUAAAUAUGUCACGAAUGGCAACAAUAGUGCAAUUCUUGUGGCGUUUUUGUACAAUCGGAUCCAGGGUUUUAGCGGUGGCGCUAUUCAUCAGUGAAUACAGCUAUUGGGUGUGUCCAGUGGCUAUCGGCCACUGGGGUAUUAUGACAAUCUGGGUUAUGCACCAACAAACACGUUUCUGUGACAGUGAAAGGGGUGACCCGAGACCAUGCUUUGAGUAUAUGUUUAAUAUGAUGAUCGGUGCCAUCUAUCUGUUCUGUUUCAUCAACGUCAAGGAUGAGCCCACAAGAUAUAAAUAUCUAUCGUUUUACAUAAUAGUGUUCAGUGAGAAUCUAUCGUUCAUAAUCUUAUGGUAUAUAAGAAGUGAUCCGAUAAAGUGGUAUCAUAUGUCAGCCUUGGUUACAGUUUUGGGAGCAUUUGGUUGCGGUAUACUAUUAAUGCUCAUUUACUACUGGUUUUUUCAUCCAAAUGGUCGACCCCUUUGGAUAAACCGUGCGGCGCGUUGUUGUUAG
Oppia nitens is the source of this 788-nucleotide messenger RNA. RefSeq names its product XK-related protein 6-like. The record is from RefSeq and is a predicted model, not a curated record. Lineage: Eukaryota; Metazoa; Arthropoda; Arachnida; Sarcoptiformes; Oppiidae. Bases 123 to 788 code for a protein of 221 amino acids. The transcript has 2 exons. Gene Ontology annotation, cellular component: plasma membrane. Gene Ontology annotation, biological process: phosphatidylserine exposure on apoptotic cell surface; apoptotic process involved in development; engulfment of apoptotic cell.